AUGAGGCAGAGACCUUGUAACCGGCCGCUUCAUCUUCCUUCUCUCUCUCGCUCAACACGAAGCAACUCAAUGUCGAAUCAAAAGCACUCCUAAUUACCGCAUGACCUCUCUCUCGCUCGCCGCCGCCUCCACCGCCUAAUCCACCAUGGACGACACGUCCAAUCCCAAAGCUAUCAAGCGCCGCCACAAACACACCAGUGACGUCGACGACGAUGAAGGAGACCCUGAGGUCUGGGCAACAUUCAACUCCACUUUCCGGCAAGUCCAAUCGGUACUUGAUAGGAACAGAAAUUUGAUCCAACAAGUGAACGAGAAUCACCAGUCUAGAGUCCCCGACAACAUGGUCAAAAACGUUGCGUUGAUUCAGGAACUUAAUGGUAAUAUCUCCAAAGUCGUCUCGCUUUACUCCGAUUUGUCCUCCAGUUUCUCUACUUCUUAUCAGCAGCGUAACGGUGAAGGCUCCGGUAACAGUAACAGUAGUGGAAGGUCGUAAUUUUCAAUAUUUUGGGUGUGUUUUUGUUAUAUUAAUUUGGGUAUUUAUUGAAUUAUUGAUGUAGUGUUUGUAUUUGGAAAUAAAUAAAUAAAUAACGGUGUGGUGCGCUACUUUUAAAA
Molecule: messenger RNA, 612 nt
Organism: Hevea brasiliensis (rubber tree)
Lineage: Eukaryota; Viridiplantae; Streptophyta; Magnoliopsida; Malpighiales; Euphorbiaceae
Product: protein EARLY FLOWERING 4
Exons: 1
Coding region: 146-493 (115 amino acids)
Biological process (GO): entrainment of circadian clock; positive regulation of circadian rhythm
Cellular component (GO): nucleus
Source: RefSeq, a predicted model, not a curated record